CAUUUUAGCGCUGCAGGAAGUUCGCGCCUCAUCCCCUCUGUUUUAAGAUCGGCCCAAUGGAGUUCUUCACCCAAAUCCUAUAGCGUGUGAUUCACAUAACGUCCGAUCCGCGGUCAGGCUCCGUCACGCGUGUGCGCGCAGCUCUGAAUGUGAGCGCGCAGACUGUGUUCGUGCUUCUGUGCUGCUGACAGUCUUAUGCAAGCCACCCUACACAUAGCCACGAUGUCCGACGCUGCUGCUCCCGCAGACAACAACGGGGAAGCUGGAUUAAACGGGUCAUGGGUGGCGCUGGAGAUGAACAGAAACUCUGCAUCGCUCACGUCCUCCACCGCCUCGGUCCCGCCCCCUUUAGUGCAGGUUGUAGAGGAAGAUGAUGGGAUGGUGGGGGGGUUAGAACACGUUCCUUCAUCAUCCUCCAUUCACAAUGGAGAUAUGGAGAAGAUCCUGCUAGAUGCCCAGCACGAGUCCAGUCGCAGUAACUCCUCUUGCGAUAGCCCUCCUCGACCCCACAGUCCUCAGGACGAGGGGCAGAUCAUCUUUGACGUGGAUAUGAGGAGAGAUAGUCAGGAGGAAGUGAUGGAGAGAAUUAGAGAUGAUGAAAUCUUAAUGAAGGACUCAGACCGCGUGGCAGAUUGGUCAAGUAGACCGGAGAAUGUUCCACCUAAGGAGUUUCACUUCCGGCACCCGCGGCGUUCAGUGACUCUCAGCAUGAGGAAGACUGGAGUGAUGAAAAAAGGAGGCAUCUUCUCUGCUGAGUUCCUCAAAGUGUUCAUCCCAUCGCUGCUUCUCUCCCACAUCCUGGUCCUGGGACUUGGGGUGUACAUCGGAAAAAGACUGACAACUCCUCCUGCAAGCUCCAUUUGAACACACAUCAAGUGCCUCAGGCAUGGCCCGGACGGAUUAGAAAGAAGGUUGAAGUUUGUAUGAAGAUUGCCCCCCCUUCACCCACAAUCCUUUGCUCUUUCUUCUUGCAGACUCUCUCACCUCUGCUCUUUUAUGCUUUUUUUAGCUCUUAUUUCAUUUGCCCUUUCAACAUUGAGACAUUCUUCUGACUGAGAGUAUGAACUUUUCAAGCUUUCUAUUUAUCAUUAGUUUAUUUUCAGUGUUAAAUCGUAUCAUGUCCCUUUAAAGCUCAAUGUUAUAGUUACAGUUGCAAGUUUUGAAGGUGGCAAUGGGUUCAAGCAAACGUGCUAGCUUAACUGGCUAGAAACCAGUGAUGUGUUUGGCUAGCUGCCAUUUCGGGUCCGAUCACAUGACCCAUGAAUGAGCCACAGACACAACAGUGACUAAAUAAACAAUCCCUGCAGUUGUUACCCUAAACACGGGAUUAACCUAAAUAUAGACUUAUACCAUGUAUGAGCAUGCCUGAGUGGUAGCUAACAUUUUAUUUAUUAAUACAAAUUAUAUUGUUUUAGUUACACCAUGGAAGAUGCUAGAAUGAUGGAUUUGUUGUAUGUGGUUUGGAAAGACAGGGCUCUCCGUAGACCCCAUUUUCAUCUAACGAUGACAGAAAAUGGUAAAGUGGACUGUAUCAUAUACACGUUUUAUACCAAAUUUAGCAUGAUGUUUUACAUUUACCAUUGACAGUACACAAAUACAGUGCCUGGUACAAUUGUCUGACAGAUUCAUGUUCGAGAAUCCAUAAUCCAUUUGGCUGGAUGAGCUGGCAGAUCCCUGUAUGAAAAGAGAUUAUUAUUAUUUUCUCUGUCCUUGUUUCUGUGUGUUUGUUGUGCAAUUUUUGUCUCUUGUUUACUUGACAUACAUAUUAGGACCUAGUGAUUUUAUAACUAGGCUUCCACGACAGUUACACACACAACUUUUAAAGCAUUAAGCGAUACUGGAUUUUCAAAUGGUAUGAAAACCCAUGGACUUUCCGGAGCGCGGCGAUGUUCUAACAAAAGCAGCGGCUUAAAUGUUGUGCCAUGUUAUAGCCGUGUCAAAGGUUUAUAAAAAUGUUGGUAUAUCCUCUCUUUUACACUUGUUAACAUUUUCACGCUCUUAGUUUGAGGUGACUUUUGAAAUGUCAGUGGUGUUUGCUUAGCAAAACACCACGUAGCAGGAGGUUUUUUAUUGAAAGGAAAAGUUCAUCCAGAAAAACAAAUUCUACCCUCAUUUCCUCACAUAUCACUCAAAAUCUCAAUUUUUUGAUUCUGUGGAACAUAACAUUAAACGUUUGGAAAACUGUUCACAUUUAUCUCGUCUAUACAAUGACAGUGAGUGCAGAUGAGCUCUCUGUAGCUCAAAUGUUGCAAUAAGAAACAUAAAAGUUAUCUUGCGUAUUUCUAAAUAUUACAUUUGCGUGAGGAUUUUAAGAAUUUUAAAUCAUAAAACAUGUGCCCUCCACUGUAGUUUAAAGAAUAAAAUCUUUUGUAGCACUUGUAUUUUUGGAUCUUGACCACUUGUGGUCACUUAAUGCUAUUAAAGGGAUAGUUCACCCGAAAAUGAAAAUUCUGUCAUUUACUCACCCUCCUGUAUGACUUUCUUUCUUCUGCAGAUCACAAAAGAAGAUAUUUUGAAGAAUGUUGGUAACCGAUCAAAAGCGGUACCUAUUGACUUCUAUUGGACAGACACAAAACCAAUGCAAGUCAAUGGGUGCCACCAUUGUUCGGUUUUCCAACAUUCUUCAAAAUUUGUCUUCUGCAAAAAAAGAAAGUCAUACAGAUUUCAAAUGACAAGAGGGUGAGUUUUCAUUUUUGGGUGAACUACCCCUUUAAAAGAAGAGCACUUUAGACAUUCGACAUUCUUCAAUGCAGAACACUUUUGUUCACACAAAAGAUUGCAGAUUUUGUACAGACAAUACUACAGAUGACAUGAGGGUAAAUAAUAACAUUUUUUGUUUUUUUGGAUGAACAAUCUAUUAACGUUGUAAAAUGGUGUCCAGUCAGAUAGACACCAGUCCUGGGUGUGAACAUCAUGGCGCUCAUUGUCUGGAACAGGGUUUGUGUUUUUCUAAAACCCUGAUGUGAAUUAUUCUAUUCUUAUUGUGUUUUUGUCACAUCAAGAGAUUUGUAUGUGUAUUUUGGAUGUGUGCGCAUUUUCUUGGUCUUCACUGUUUGUUUGUAUCCUGAGAAGGAUCUGAUUCUCCUCAAACACAGCUGCCUGAGAGCUCAAAAACAUUGUGCCUCGCCUUCUCAAUCAUGUUUGAUACAGUGUGAUGUCAUCACUUCCUGUCAUCAUGUGUACAUUGUUCCUUUUUUCGUUUUGUCAUUUGUUUUGCGCCACCUUCUUUGGGAGGUUUCUCGCAUGCUUUGUUUUGAUUGUUAUAUUCUUUAACAUCUGAGGCAAACUAGUACACACAGAAGAGAAGGUACAGGAGAGCUGUUAAUAAUACAUAUAUUAUAAAGAGGAUUUUAGUUUGUUUUUGGACUUUUGAUUGUGGUUUUUAUGAAGUGCGUAAGCCUCCUUUGUUGAGGUAUGUUGAUACUUUUUUGAGACUGCAACAAUCAAAGGAAAUGUAACUUUUUUUGAUUUGACAACCAUUUUACCCCCAUGUUUUGAAAUAAAAUUUAAAGGAUGACCUGCAUUUCAAACACUUGUUUGAUUUUGUAUUUUUGUGUUUUGAUAUCAUUGAUCUCAUUCUAUUACAUCAUUCAUUUUCAGAAUCAUGCAUUAAAGUCAAACAGAUUAUCUGUAUGAUCUUCUACUUUGCAAGAAACUUCAUUUACAAAGUAUAAUAUUCUGCUAUGUUAAUACUUCUCUUAAACGGACAGUUCACCCCAAAAUUCUUUCAUCAUUUACUCAUUCUCAUGUCAUUUCAAACCUCUUUGACUUUUCUUCUUCUGCAGAAUAGAAAAGAAGAUAUUUUUUGGCAGAAUGUUGGUAGAACAUUGACCCUCAUUGACUUCUAUUGUAUGGACACAAAACCAUUGAGACAUUUCUUAAUAUCUUCUUUUGUGUUUCACAAAGUCAUAUAGGCGUAUAUGAACAACAUGAGUGUGAAUAAAUGAUGACAGAAUUUUUAUUUUUGGGCGAACUAUCCCUUUAAAUUCUCAACACAUUUUUCUGUGCUCAUUGUUAUUAGUAGUACAUUAACAUGUAGGCAUUGGUUUACAUUUAGUAAAAGCGAGUGUCAUUAUUAUUGCGCAUACGUAAACUUCAGUGUUUUUAUUGUGAAUGGCCUCUUUCGAUUUGGCCCAGUAACAACCUAGCCAUGUCGAAGCAACCACCCAGUUAACUGAACAGAGCCACAACGCAUAGGAGCAGUGCAUCAUGACAUCAUAGCGAUCCCAAGCACGUGUCUGGGAAUUUGACCAUACUUCUGCUAUAAUUAUUAUGGUGCCAGAGGAGACCAUAGUCAGUCUGGUCUAAUGGAGGAAUAUGUCUGUUGUCCUGUAAUAAUAAUAUUAUCACUACAUUCAUAAGUGUGUGCGCAUUCUCUAUGCAGUAGUUAAGACAUGCCUCCAUAUUUAAAAUGCCUAUUGUGUGUUGCUUUGUCUAUUGUGAUAAUAUGGGGUUUUCACACCCCUUUGCUUAAAUAACUAAAGUCUAUCAGUGAAAAUUAAAUAACCAGUUAUGAGGGACAUACGAUUAAUUUUAUUCGUUUUGAAACCAUGCAUAAAAGUUUAACAGAAACUUAUUACUAAAUCUACUCCAUUCUUUGAUUGUGUGUGAAAUAAGAUUGAUUUGUACUAUAUUCUCUUGGGGUGUUGCAUGCAUUUACUCACAGCUAAGAGGCUGAAUUUUUUUUUUAGGUUUUAGAAAACCUAAAUUGUGUUAUUUACCUGGUUUUAUUUUCAUUUAAAUGACUCCAUUAAGAUGGACUCAAAGAGAUGAGAAGGGAAUCUAAAGCAUGACGAAACUGCCCUCUAGUGGCAGAGAUGGGAAACGGGAUGUGUCAAAUUCUGAGUAAUGUCUGAAUGUGUAAAAAAAAUCACCCGUUUUCCCAAAACUUGUUGUAUCUGUUUUGUGCACAUUUGCCUAAAAUUUAUUUCACAGUUUCCCUCUCUUAGGAUCCUUAUUGCAGGAAUUAUUUGUAGCACACAGCAGAAACCAAACAUGAUGAGACCGCAAUAGCUCCUAUAUACACCCCGGUCUGUAAAUUUCUAUUAUUUCAAUAUUUGAGUUUCACUACAUUCUGCACAUUCAUGUCUACAUGACUCAGUGUUCAGCGGUGUUUGCUUUGUUAAUCAACUGGGCCAUAUUAAUAUACUCUGUGGAAAAUAAUUGUGUUGAAUGUUCACAUGGUAAGGCUCUUUGAAAUAAA
Molecule: messenger RNA, 5203 nt
Organism: Triplophysa rosa
Lineage: Eukaryota; Metazoa; Chordata; Actinopteri; Cypriniformes; Nemacheilidae
Gene: bnip3lb
Product: BCL2 interacting protein 3 like b
Exons: 6
Coding region: 196-864 (222 amino acids)
Biological process (GO): mitochondrial outer membrane permeabilization; defense response to virus; positive regulation of apoptotic process
Cellular component (GO): mitochondrial envelope; mitochondrial outer membrane; nucleus
Source: RefSeq, a predicted model, not a curated record